Messenger RNA from Hyalella azteca, 702 nucleotides. Its product is annotated as solute carrier family 22 member 15-like. Gene Ontology annotation, cellular component: membrane. Gene Ontology annotation, molecular function: transmembrane transporter activity. Bases 1 to 702 code for a protein of 233 amino acids. The transcript is spliced from 8 exons. The record is from RefSeq and is a predicted model, not a curated record. NCBI's taxonomy places the organism in Eukaryota, Metazoa, Arthropoda, Malacostraca, Amphipoda, Hyalellidae. Gene Ontology annotation, biological process: transmembrane transport.
AUGUUGCUUCUUAAUCUACGUGCUUCUUCAGGCUCGGUCGACAACCCACCUUAUGGUUUAGAAUUCUGCCCGACGCCCUUGCGGUCGGCGUUCGGCGUAUGCAUGGCUUUGCCUUACGCCGUAAUGCUGAGCCUUUUAGUGAAAGACUCUCCACGUUGGCUAGUUACUCGGGGACGGCUUAAAGAAGCCGAAGCCUCGCUGCUCCGAGUCGCGAAGUGGAACAAAACGACAUACAACUUGCCGGACAAUUUGAUGGGCGUCCUGGAAGACAUUUAUGCGAAAGAAUGUGGGGAGAAACCAACGUCUACGCUCCUAUCCCGCUUCAAGUCUCUGGUGUCGUCGCCGUACCUGCGCAGAGUGACCGGCAUUCUGGUGCCUGUGUGGCUGAUGCAGAGUUGCCUGUACAUCAGCAUACCGCUCAGCGCUGACCAAUUCCCCUCACCCUUCGUGUAUAUGGCCGUGUUGGGUGUUGCGGAAAUCCCAGCCUAUACGGUCACGGCUCCCAUCACUGCGAGGCUGGGCAGGAAAAAGUUCCUCGUAGGAGGACUUCUUCUCACUUGCGCUCUGCAAAUCCUCGUCGUGGUUCUCAUUGCCAUAGAGUAUCAAAAUUAUUGGCUGAACAUGGUACUCAUCGCGUCCGGGUAUACUAUGAUCUGCAGUGUAUAUCAGGUGAAUUUAGUGUUCUCCUGGCAUUUUUCAUGA